Messenger RNA from Rhodamnia argentea, 1208 nucleotides. Its product is annotated as ethylene-responsive transcription factor ERF087. Lineage: Eukaryota; Viridiplantae; Streptophyta; Magnoliopsida; Myrtales; Myrtaceae. The transcript has a single exon. The record is from RefSeq and is a predicted model, not a curated record. The coding region runs from base 55 to 972 and encodes 305 amino acids. Gene Ontology annotation, molecular function: DNA binding; DNA-binding transcription factor activity. Gene Ontology annotation, biological process: regulation of DNA-templated transcription.
UCACAGUCACAGCCGCAACGCAACUCGUCCUGAAACUCCUCAACUUCACUUUUCAUGGAUCACAUCAACUUCACCAACUCGUCGUCACCGGUCAACUCUCCAUCGCCUUCGAAGACCAAAAGAAAGAACCAGCAUCAGCAGCACCAGCCGCCCCCGCCCCCGCUCCGAGCCCACCAUGACGACGGGGCAGCCACGGCGAGGUUCCUUGGGGUGAGGCGGCGGCCGUGGGGCCGGUACGCAGCGGAGAUACGGGACCCUACCACCAAGGAGCGGCACUGGCUCGGGACCUUCGACACGGCUGAGGAGGCUGCCCUCGCCUACGACCGGGCCGCCCGGUCCAUGCGGGGCGCUAAGGCUCGGACCAACUUCGUCUACUCCGACAUGCCCCCGGGCUCCUCGGUCACCUCCCUCGUCUCCCCCGACGAGGCCCACAACGACAUCGCCGCACUCUUCAUAUCUCACCAUCAUCAUCUACAACAAGAGCAGCCACAUCACCAACACCACCAUCAUCAAAGCACCAAGAACAGCAACCACCCCAAUCAUCAGCUGUUUUACUCCCCGGGCUCCGUGAGCGCGUGCAACGUGGACUUCACAUCCGGGCCACCAGCCCAAAACGGGUGGGCCGACGGAUCUCUCGGCGGCGGGCCCUACCAUCCGGUGACGGGCAUUGCAGAGUUUGGGGACGCAGCCCGUCCGGAGUCCUACGACGAGACUGAGCUCCCACCGUUUCCGCCCGACAUGUCCAGCUGCUACGGUUCGGGCUUGGAUAUGGGCCACGGAGGUUGGACCGACACGGGCUUUUUGGGGCUUCAAGGGCAGAGCCUGAACGGUACUGUGCCCGGGCCGUCAAACGGGCCGAACAUGGGCUUUGACCCGAACGAGUUCGUGGAGCACAGUCCACUCUUCGGGAGGAUGCCGCAGGUGGACGUGGAUGGGUUUGAUUUGGGCUCGUCAUCUGCGUACUAUUUUUAGCCUUCAUCAAUAAUUUCUAUUUCUGUAAAUCUUAUAUGUAAUUUUGCGUUUGCCGUCUUGGAGUUAUUAUAUUUAUCUUUUAUUUUACUUUCAUUUUUCUUUUCUGAUUUAUGGGGCUUGAAAGAUUCUGGGUGACGAGGUUUGUGUUGGGCUAAAGAAGUAGAAUCUAUUAGCCCUCUCCUUUGCGUGUAUUUUGUUUUGCUAUUUGUAAAAUUUUUUGCUUAUUUUUCCGGUUG